AUGCUUUUUAUCUUUCAACUUACGCUCCUUGCUUUCAUUGGGCUUUCAUUAGCUCUUGUUAUUGGUGUGCCAGUACUUCUCGCUUCUCCUGAAGGAUGGGCUCAAAGUAAAGGACUUGUAUUUUCUGGAUCUGCUCUUUGGAUGCUUUUAGUAUUUGUGGUAGGUGCGUUAAAUUCAUUUGUAUCGUAA
This is a messenger RNA of Ostreococcus tauri, 189 nucleotides long. NCBI's taxonomy places the organism in Eukaryota, Viridiplantae, Chlorophyta, Mamiellophyceae, Mamiellales, Bathycoccaceae. The record is from the annotation of a RefSeq genome assembly.